This is a messenger RNA of Hevea brasiliensis (rubber tree), 1765 nucleotides long. RefSeq lists its product as uncharacterized. Lineage: Eukaryota; Viridiplantae; Streptophyta; Magnoliopsida; Malpighiales; Euphorbiaceae. The coding region runs from base 239 to 1531 and encodes 430 amino acids. The transcript has 2 exons. Gene Ontology annotation, molecular function: calmodulin binding. The record is from RefSeq and is a predicted model, not a curated record.
CAUUUUAGAUAUAGUUUUCAUUUCAUGGCCUCCAUUAUCACCACAACCACAGCUAAGUGCCAACCCUUUUCUUGUUUGGCGCAAUUCGCGCUCCUUUUAUCAAUUUCAAUGCCCAUAUUUUUCAUCUUCUUUCCUUCUUAUACUCAUUUCUUUUCCUUUUUCUCAGGAGAUCAAUCUGCUUUCAACAAGGGUCUUUUGGAACCACUUGUCCUACAAUUAAUUAGCAAUAUAUUAUUAUAUGGCAACAAAAGCAAAGGAUAAUAACAAUGCUCCGAAGAAAGAGAAGAAGGUUGCACCUUCAAAUUCUCAUCACACCAACCAGAAACAAGCAAAUCCCAAAUCAGCCGCCGAAAGCUCCACUGAUAAAAGCAAAUCAACCCCAUCAAGCAACCAAGUUCCAAACUAUCUCAAGCCUACUUUUAGCUCAAGGUCAGAGUCCUUAAAUCCUGUCAGGAAAACUAUCAAUGAAGAUGCCACCCAAAAGCUUCUUAGAAGAAGAUCCUUCGAUAGGCCUCCAUCAGCUGCUCGUACACAAAGGUCACUCAUCUCUCCUGACCCUAAAGAGAGAUUGGCUUCUCGGGAUAGACCAAUGGCAAUCCGAUCUUCCUCUUUUUCAGCAUCAAAAACGCCCUCUUCAACCAAACCUGUUUUGGAAAGGAAUUCCAAGUCACUUAAGCCUAUAAGAUCUCAGACAACCACUUCAGGGACCAUAAAGAGGAGCUCAAGCUUAUCGAGGAGUUCAAAUCUAUCCAAAAAUAGGAGCAAUGCUUCUCGUUCAUCGAAGGUUCCAAACAGUCAUGAUAGCACUCAAACUUCGGAUCUUGAAAACAAGCAAGAAAGAUAUGAAGCAUCUUUGGUUCAAGAACAUGAAGUCCAGACAGCGAAUGUUGAGAGGGAAGUACAAGUCCCUAGUGAUACGCCAAAAGCUGAAAGGAAGGAAGACAUAGAUGCUGCACAAGAUACUCAAGUUAAAGAAAGAGAAGAGGAGAAGGUAAAGUCUCCUGAAGUUUCCACAGUUGUAUCCAAGACAGCCCAGGCUGAGGACAUUGAAAGUGAAUUGCAUGAACAUCAUGAAGAUGAAAAUAAACAAGAGGGAGAAGAAAAUCACAGAAGCGAUAAUCACCCUGAAGAGUGUUUUGAAGAUGAUGCUUCAAUUGAAAGUGAUGAAGACAAAGGAGAAGAAGAGAAUGCAAACGAAAAGGCAGCUUGUACUUCUGAAGAACAUGUAGAUGAAAAGGAGGAGCAAGAAAUAACAGACCAAGGUACUGGAAAUGAAAGAAGCGUGGAACUUAAGUCCAAGGAAGGAGAAGACGUGGUGGAGGGUGUUGAAGAAGAAGAAAAUCAGGAGGUGGCUAAUGCAACGCAAAAGCGGCAAGGGGGACAAGGGAAGAAGGAAGCUCCAGCAGCAUACAAUGAUGUGAUUGAGGAGACAAAGAAUAAGCUACUUGAGAAGAGGAAGAACAAGGUGAAAGCACUAGUUGGGGCAUUUGAGACCGUCAUAGAUUAUGAAACUGCAGGUUCUAAUAAAUGAUAAAACAUCAAUUUUCGAUCAAAUUGAAGCCUUCAAGAAUGAUCUUUGUGAUCCUAGGACGAUGGCAUUGUAAUUUAUUCAAGGGUUUUUUAAUUUUUCCUUCAAGUUUGUGGAUACUCUCUUGUAUUAACUGUUUGGACUGGAUGAAGUAUAUCCACAUCAUAUAAACACACUUCCCUUUUGUCUUUUAUGCUCUUUUUGUGAAUAGAUAACGAUGAUUAUACUUUGUGAAAA